UUCCGCAACGGAAAGCACCGGGAGGUUGGUUGGUGUUAGAGCGGUCGGAAGGUAGCAUGGCUUUAACGUCGCGGAGGUUAGGUGAGCGGCUAAAGGCGACAAGAGGGGGCUCAGUAAAAACCUUAUGGCAUCGCUUUGAAGAGAGUAGGAGGUUGUAAUUUCUACGGAUUAUGUCGUUGAUGUUAGGUAGUGUAGGGUUAUAAGUAGUGACAAAGGGGAUGCGACGGGACUUUUUUUGGUUGUUAUUAUUAGGGCGUAGGGCGUCAAUGCGGGAAAUGUUAGCAGCGCGUAGGAUUUGUCUCUUGAGAAAAGCUGCUUUAUAGCCACGCUUGAAGAGGUAGUUGGUGAGUUCAUUGCAGCGGUUAUUAAAGCUUUCUUCUGUAGAACAAAUGCGGCGAAUACGGAGGGCGAGGCUAUAGGGGAUAGCCUUUUUGGUGUGAUGAGGGUGGCAAGAUGAAAAAAGAAGGUGUUGGUUUUGCCAGUAGGUUUGGAGUAAAGGUCAAUUUCGAUUUUACUAUUAACAAGGGAGACAUUAACGUCAAGAAAAAGGUACAUUGUUAUAGGAGUGGGAGCUUGUAAAUUUAAUGGUGGGGUGUAGAUUGUUAAGAUUAUUUACAAAAGCGUUCAAUUUGUCUAGACACUCAGUCCAUACAACAAAAAUAUCGUCGAUGUAUCUUAACCACGUAUGGGGUUUGUAAGGGGCGUCAUGCAAAGCGGUGGUUUCAAAUAGGCCAAGAAAGAGAUUAAACUUAAAUUAAAAAUUAGAUUAUUAGAUUUUUUAUCAGUUUAAUUUUAAUUGUUUUAAUUUUAAUUUUAUUCUAUGAAGUUUGGGAGUUCAAGAACUAAUAGCAAGCUGGUUAUCGAAAUCCUUUGACAACAGCUGGUUGACACUUUUUACUUGGCUUGUUGCUUGUACUAAAUAUUGUACCAUGUUCAGCUCUUUUAAUUACCAUAUAUUAAAAACUGAUGAAUAGUGCGCCUAUAGGACUAUACCGGGGCCUGUUAUUGUCAUUUUUCAUGAUAUUCUCAAACAAGUUAUGAUAACUUCUUAGAGUUUAAUAGCUUGUAUAAAACGAAGAUAGAACCAAAUUGUGAUACAAAAAAUAGGUACCUGGAUCCCUUCGGCGCACGCGCACUUUUAAAAUUCCAAUGUGCAGGAACCAACCGUUUAAAGAACAUUUUCGUAAUAUCUAAUGCGUCGCGUUUGAUUUUAUCCUCGUACAUAUCGGUAUCCGCCUUGUUUUUUAAAUCGUAUAAUCAUAGGUUUGGGGCUGCAGUGCUAACCCAGAGAAAGGGUCUGAGAGGGAAACAGCAGAGGAGUUCCAAAGAAAAUGCCAGGGACUAAAGCUAAUUCGAAGAGCGUCUUUGUCCUUUACAGCAAUAUGGCCCUCGAAUGGUCUUUUGCAAGCACUUGCGAGCACCCCGUUUUUUAUGCGAGACAGGGCGUUUUUAGUUGUUGAAUAUAUCGAGCAGCAAGCACAUCGGAAAAUACAAUGCGACACGGCGUGAAAAAUGCGCGAGCAUGCGAACAUUAGCCGAAAACUGAAAGCACUUCAAAAUUUCGGGGGACCAUUCCGGGGCCCUAGCAAUACCUUCGGGUUCAUUUCGGGGACUGCCAUGGAUUGUUGCGGGACCCGGGUUUUUUUCGGGACCCGGGAUUGUUUCGUGUUCUGUACAGGAUCUCAAAAAGAACUUCAGAGACUAACAUAAUUCGAACCGUCUGUCUGCUCUCACACGCAUGCCCUUUGUAUUCGAAGGCAAGUGAAAAGACCCAAACAGAGCUUGAAAACGGUUCAAUAGAAAGUAAACAGAAAGAGUGAAUAGAAUUUAAUCUAGAGUUAUCUUUCUUAUAAAAAAACUCAGCAAGUGUUACGUAUAUUCUGGCGACCCCCUCGUGUUUCGCGUUGUGCAUUAUGUGUUUGGAGAAAAAGAAUCCAUUCAGCUUUUUGAGGUCAGUUUGCAGGGAGGAUGGCAAGAAUAACGCAAGUGGUAUUUUUUUACCAUAACUGUGUUGCUGUCGUGUCUGCGGUAGUCAAAGGCAAGUAAAGAAAAGAGCUUAUUUAUUGUCCCUUGUUAUUUCAAAGAAAAAAGCAUUAAUCACAAAAAGGACGCGUCAAGCGACUACGCUAAUCCGAAGACUCAAACAGAGCUUGAAAAACAAAUUUUUAUUAUACUUGAUACAGAAAAAGCACGGCGGGCAAUGACUCAUGGAUUCUCAUCGAAGAGCGUCUUUGUCCCUUACAGCAAUAGGGCCCUCAAAUGGUCUUUGACGAGCACCCCGUUUCUUAUGCGAGACCGAGCAUUUUUAGUUGUUGAAUAUAUCGAGCAGCGAGCCAUCGAAAAAUACAAUGCGAGCAAGGCGAAAAAAACUGCGAGCAUGCGAACAUAGUCGAAAACUGCGAGCAAUUCAAAAUUUUGGGGGACCAUUCCGGGGCCCUAGCAAUACCUUUGGGCUCAUUUCGGGGACUGCCAUGGAUUGUUUCGGGACCCGGGAUUUUUUCGGGACCCGGGAUUGUUUCGGGUUCUGUACAGGAUCUCAAAAAGAACUUCAGAGACUAACCUAAUUCGAACCGUCUGUCUGCUUUCACACGCAUGCCCUUUGUAUUCGAACGCAAGUGAAAAGACCCAAACAGAGCUUGAAAACGGUUCAAUGGAAAGUAAACAGAAAGAGUGAAUAGAAUUUAAUCUAGAGUUAUCUUUCUUAUAAAAAACUCAGCAAGUGUUACGUAUAUUCUGGCGACCCCCUCGUGUUUCGCGUUGUGCAUUAUGUGUUUGGAGAAAAAGAAUCCAUUCAGCUUUUUGAGGUCAGUUUGCAGGGAGGAUGGCAAGAAUAACGCAAGUGGUAUUUUUUUACCUUAACUGUGUUGCUGUCGUGUCUGCGGUAGUCAAAGCUGGCAAGGGAUGUAAACGAAUAGGAUUUGAGCCCGUCCAGAAUGGGAAAUACCUCAAGAAUCACAUGUUCAAAGCCGUCGCUGUCAAGUUGUCAAACUGUGACGUACGCUGCUAUUUGACUGACGGGUGCCAAUCAGCGAACUACGACAAUCAGACGGGCUUGUGUGAGCUGAAUAAAUCUGACAAAUAUCACGAUCCCGACGACUUUAUUAAUCGCACGAAUUCAGUUUAUCUCGGCACUCAGAACGCUUGUUCGGUCUCUCCCUGUUCUUCAAAAGCAAGGUGCAUCCCGAAUCACUCCAAUAACAGCUUUAUGUGCGUGUGCCCCAAAGGAUACACUGGCAAAGAUUGUAAAACAGUUAUCAAACUGAUGAGAAGCUGUGCUGAUAUUCUAAACGCUGGAUCAAAUACUAGCGGUGUAUACACAAUUGAACCAGAUGACGGAGAGCCCUUGAAGGUUUUCUGUGACCAGGAGACUUCUGGCGGUGGCUGGAUAGUGUUCCAGAGCCGCCAAGAUGGCUCCGUUGACUUCUACCGAAAUUGGACCAAUUACGAACACGGGUUCGGUGACUUCGCAGGCGAGUUUUGGCUAGGACUGGGCCGAAUCCACAGGCUGACCAAUGCAACAACUAACGAGCUAAGAGUGGACAUGGAAGCUGAAGAAGGGGAAACUGCGCAUGCUCAGUACGAUCACUUUGAAGUCGGAGAGAAGUCGGACAAAUAUCGACUGAGCGUGGACAGUUACAGCGGAACUGCUGGGGAUUCUUUGCUUUACCACGAUGGAUAUGCUUUUUCAACAAAGGAUCGAGACAAUGAUGCUUAUCCCUCUAAUUGUGCCGAACUUUUCGAGGGGGCGUGGUGGUAUCGUGCAUGUCAUCAAUCCAACCUCAAUGGGGUAUAUCUCAACGGCAGCAAUAGCUUGUAUGCAAAGGGGCUCUUAUGGUAUAGCUGGAAAGGAUAUUCUUAUUCUUUGAAGCACGUUGAAAUGAAGAUAAGGCCGAAGGGUUCUAUACAUGGCUGAGCUUCAAACGUAAACCCUGGUAUAAACAGUGCUCAACAUCCUUAAAGUUUGCUUACACAUUCGAUUGACCACAAGACUAGGGUUAUUUUGGAGCACCUUGCUGCAUCACCCAGCAUGGCUAUCAAUCCUACGUGUCUUUUUCUAAAACAGCUUUUGAGCUUUGUGUAAACGAAGGUCAUUUCUUUGGUAAAACACGUAGCGUUUGUGGGUUUUACUUGACUUUGCAUGCUCUUCUGAUACCGAGCGAUUCGCCCUUGCUUUCGUGUCGCUAAAUACUCAGAAGGUUCUGAACUUUUUUGUUUGUAUGAGAGCUAUGUUUUAGUUUUAGGGAAUGUAACUCCAGUGUCACACAUUGUUUUGGGGAGGGGAGGGGAGGGGAGGGCUUCAGGUCACUUUGUCGCAUGAUCAACAUUUUCUACACCCUAGAACUCUCUCUCUAUAUAUAUAUAUAUACAUUGAUUACACUACUUAUAUUUCACCUGCCUUUUUCCUUUUUUCCUUCUUCAAAAUUAUUUAAUUGAAGACAUUGUAUUUUAUGUUUUUAUGUUAAAAAGGUGAAGUCUGAUAAUCAUAACAGACAAUCUGAUUAGCCUUUGAGGGGAAGUGCAGUCAUAGAUAGUAUGGAAAAUAAGUAUAUUUUAAAAAGACUGCUUUUUGUGGUUGAGUGGGAGGGGCACAACCCAUGUGCCAACCCCUAGCUGCAUACCUUUACGUACCCAGUAAACUAUUUCGGUCUAAGUGGAGGCCAUGAAAAUAGCUACUGAAAUGAUUACUGCUCAUGUGUUAACAUAUAGUGAACUAUACAGAAUUUAUGAUCUCCUGCUUCUCCCAAAACAAUAGCUUCUGCAUGUAAGUACACUGCAGUAUUCACUGGAGCCCACUGAUUUCUAACAGUGCUGUACAUUACCAUUUUUGGUAAUAUCGGUUUACCAACUUAUUAUGUAAAUAUUCAAAAUGGCUGCGCGGAGUUUGAAACUUGAAUUUGUUUUGUUAGAGAGACGUCACAUCGCAAAAAAGUAACCAAAACAGCAAAAUAUCCUGCCCUAUACCAAGUUUGAUAUUUGAUUGAUGACUUCCUGUGUUCGAAAGUAAAAUAUCGUUUGGGGAACCUUUUCAAAUUGCCGGAUUAGCUCGCUAGUGGCAAAGUUAUUUAAAGGUUAAAGGAGACUGCCGUAAAAUCGAACUCUUUUCGUAAUGUUUACGUUUAGAAAAAGAGGAAUAUGAGUGUGAUGGACAAAAUUUUACGGCUUAGAAACUUGACAGGACUAAACUAGGAUAAAAGGGGAUCAUGGCAUACUAAAACAAUUUUCACCACAAGCCGAAACGAGUGCCCACAGGGUAUGGUGAAAGUUGAGGAGAGCGUAGGUUGAAUUGUGAGGACGAAAGUGCGAGUCAAGACCCAACGUCUAUACA
Molecule: messenger RNA, 5326 nt
Organism: Nematostella vectensis (starlet sea anemone)
Lineage: Eukaryota; Metazoa; Cnidaria; Anthozoa; Actiniaria; Edwardsiidae
Product: ficolin-2
Exons: 6
Coding region: 2822-3913 (363 amino acids)
Source: RefSeq, a predicted model, not a curated record